CCGAUACAAAGGCAUAAUCCUGAACCUGGACUUGAUGUUAAAUAAGUCACUCAGUACUCCCACAACAAGGCCUUCAGAUAUUUCUUUAUUCAGACGUGACACUGGUUUUCCCUUUGCCCUAAACCUUGAUAAUAAAGGCAGGAGGCACCAUGGCGGAAUUGGAGGAUGACUAUAACUGGCAGCCGCCCUCGGAGUCGGAGCUGAAGGUGAUCGAGGCGCGGCGGGAGCGGAACAACAAGAUCAGCUCCAUCAUGGGACAGUACCUGCUCAAGGGCUACAAGAUGCUGGCCGUCACCUGUGCCGUCUGUGAUUGUGUGUUGCUGGAGGAUCGCCUCAAGAACAAGUACUGCAUCGGCUGUUUAGAGGUGGACGCAGACACCAAAAAGGACAACCCUGCUGUGAGUGAGGAGGCAGCGCGGAGAACAGUCGAGGAGAUACAACACCGCAACACCACCGAAGAGCAGCCACACCACACGUCCGCCAGCACCACCACAGCGUCACCCCCCUCCGCCACCUCGCACAACCAGCCGCCCGUCUCCGUACAGUCGGCGGCCACCUCAUCCACGAACACCCCCACCUCGCAGCGACACAGUGCAAAGAAUACGUUAACAGUGUAUGGUGUUGACCUGACGGAGAGCGCAGGCGAGGCAGUGGCAGCUUUACGUGACAAGCUGGUGUGGGCGUCAGGGCAGCUGUGCACCACCAGCAGCAUCCAUGAGGCGCAGAGCUUGGCUGGGCUCAUCACGGAGACCUGCAAAGCCAUCACCGCUAUCAAGGAAUUGUAGGCGCUGUGAUCUCAGUCCUUCCCUCCAAAAUGUGUGUGAUAAGGUGGAUGUCUGACCCGCACCACUGGAAGGCUCUCUGGUGUUCACGACUGUCCUCGAAACACCCCCACACAUUAAGUCUGGACAUAACACCAACAGAUCUGUUCACCUAAGCAAUGGUCAACCACAACCUAGGUCCUUAAGACACCCGAGGAUGUAACUUUGCACAUUAUAAGAUACUUCAUAACCAAAGUGAGUAGUGUAAGAUCAUAAAACAUCACUAUGAACAAAAUUUCCUCUAC
Eriocheir sinensis (Chinese mitten crab) is the source of this 1066-nucleotide messenger RNA. RefSeq names its product protein ZNRD2-like. The coding region runs from base 150 to 785 and encodes 211 amino acids. The record is from RefSeq and is a predicted model, not a curated record. Lineage: Eukaryota; Metazoa; Arthropoda; Malacostraca; Decapoda; Varunidae. The transcript has 5 exons.